AUGAUUGUUAAGGAGUAUCGUGUAAUUUUACCUAUGACAGUUGAAGAAUAUCAAGUUGGUCAACUGUAUUCCGUUGCUGAAGCUUCCAAAGGAGAGACAGGUGGUGGUGAUGGCGUGCAAAUAUUGGUCAACGAGCCGUUCGAUCAAACAACGUAUAAGCCUGAUCGCCCUUUAUUAAAAGGAGACCCAAGGUUCAGCACUGGGCAAUACACCCAUAAAUACUACCAUCUUGCGCACAAGGUACCAGGGUUUGUUCGUGUUAUCGCUCCUGAAAGUGCAUUCGUUUUCAACGAAUAUGCGUGGAAUGCUUAUCCCUACUGUCGAACUGUUAUCACAAAUAAUUACAUGAUGGAGAAGUUUAGUGUAACAAUUGAAUCUCUUCACGUGGACUCCUUAGUAAAUAUAGAAAAUGCUCAUCAGUUAAGUCCGGAAAAAUGGGCGGAAGUUGAAGUGAUCUACAUAGAUAUUGGUGAUAUUUCUCAGGCAGACAAAGAUUAUAACCCUAAUGAAGAUCCUACAACUUUUCGCUCUGAAAAGACUGGUCGUGGGCCCUUAAAACCGAAAUGGUGGGAGAAUGGUUACAAAGGACCGAUUAUGUGUGCAUACAAACUUGUUUCAUGUGAAUUCAAAAUGUGGGGAAUGCAAGGACGUAUAGAGAAGAUGAUUCAACGGCAAGAACGACGCCUGUUUGCUAACUUUCAUCGUCAAGUAUUCUGUUGGAUGGAUAAAUGGCACGGUUGGACAAUGGAAGAUGUGAGAAUACAUGAAGAGCAAACUAAAAAGGAAUUGGAAGAACAACGUAUCCAAGGCAGCUUACGAGGUCAUGUCACCGAAGAGUUCCUCUAUGUGAGGCAUCAUAAUACGAUAAAGACAGAUGAUGAUGAUGAUGAUGAUGAUGAUGAUGAUGAUGAUGAUGAUGAUGAUGAUGAUGAUGAUGAUGAUGAUGAUGAUGAUGAUGAUGAUGAUGAUGAUGAUGAUGAUGAUGAUGAUGAUGAUGAUGAUGAUGAUGAUGAUGAUGAUGAUGAUGAUGAUGAUGAUGAUGAUGAUGAUGAUGAUGAUGAUGAUGAUGAUGAUGAUGAUGAUGAUGAUGAUGAUGAUGAUGAUGAUGAUGAUGAUGAUGAUGAUGAUGAUGAUGAUGAUGAUGAUGAUCGUAAUAAUCAAAAUAAUUAUAAAUCAUUUGGACAAUUAACUUUUUUUUUCUGA
Messenger RNA from Schistosoma guineensis, 1203 nucleotides. The record is from the annotation of a GenBank genome assembly. NCBI's taxonomy places the organism in Eukaryota, Metazoa, Platyhelminthes, Trematoda, Strigeidida, Schistosomatidae.